AAAGUUCCUUUUGGAAACGAUAUUAUACUUGUUAGUACCAUUUGGGUUGUCUAAGAACUAGCUAGCUACUGUUACUAAAGAUGGCUGAUAUAAGGGAUGAGUUUGGCAACCCAGUUCAACUAACUGAUGAACAUGGUAACCCAGUUCAAUUAACGGAUGAACAGGGUAAACCAGUGCAUCUAACUGGUUUUGCCACCACGGAACCUCCUAUCGCUAGCACGACUGUGGUCCAAAGCGAGGUGCCACCUACUGGCCUUUUGGCUAGUUCUGGCAAGGAGGAAGUAACAGAGAGUCGGACUACUGCUCCGAUUGCUGGAGAGCAUGGUGCUGCUGGUGACGAGGAUAAGUAUAAGAAAGAAGAGAAGAUGGAUGAGGGUUCUAAGGAUGUUCAAAGAUCCAGCAGUUCAAGCUCUAGUUCGUCCGAGGAUGAUGGGCAAGGAGGGAGAAGGAAGAAGAAGGGGUUGAAAGAGAAAAUAAAAGAGAAGUUAACAGGAGGAAAGCACAAGGAAGAGCAUGGACAGACAGAAAGUGUAUCCACCACAACCACUGCAACCGCCCCAGCAGAAGCGCACCAAGCACAUGAAAAGAAAAGUAUGAUGGAGAAGAUCAAGGAAAAGCUGCCCGGCCACCAUAGCCACCAUAGCCAAUGAAGAUUUAUAUAUGACUAAAUAUCAUGUACAUGUGCUCUUGGAUUUGUAGGGUUUUGUUACUUAGCUAGCUAGUUGGUGGAUUGAAAUGUUUUGAAUUAAUGAAGUUUGUUUGGUUAUUGUUGUAAUAAUGGAUGCUGCAUUUUGCAGAUACUGUAUCUUUGAUGGGUUAUGUGUUGUUUGGCACCAAAGUAUGGGCAUCCGUUUGUCUUGUGUCCAUGAGCUUGUUGAAACAAGAUUGGUAAUGCUACAGAAUCAGAAUUAUCUCCA
This is a messenger RNA of Ricinus communis (castor bean), 917 nucleotides long. Its product is annotated as embryogenic cell protein 40. The transcript is spliced from 2 exons. The coding region runs from base 81 to 650 and encodes 189 amino acids. The record is from RefSeq and is a predicted model, not a curated record. NCBI's taxonomy places the organism in Eukaryota, Viridiplantae, Streptophyta, Magnoliopsida, Malpighiales, Euphorbiaceae. Gene Ontology annotation, biological process: response to water.